Molecule: messenger RNA, 432 nt
Organism: Symbiodinium sp. CCMP2592
Lineage: Eukaryota; Dinophyceae; Suessiales; Symbiodiniaceae
Source: the annotation of a GenBank genome assembly
AUGGACUAUUACCUCGCGUCGGUCUGUGGGAUGGAAGACCCAAGUACCAUCCUGCAGCGUAAUCUCGAUUAUUGCGAGCAGCUGCCGUCGAACUGUUUGGACUGCCUUCCGCCGGGCAUUGACUCGCAGGAGGAUUUGCAGUGCUUCCUCGCCGAUCUGAGCCUUGCGCAGGCAUAUUAUUUCCGCACUGGACAACCCGACAGGAUGCCCGAAUGGCGCACCGAAUGGCUCUCGACUGUCUUUGUACCCGAACACUCGCCGUACGACACGCAGCAGAAAUGGGCGGACAGGCUUUGGUCUUGGCUUGCUGCAACCGAUGGACUGCUGUACAAGCGGCCCCCUGCCUUCGCGACACGGAAGGACGACGGCUGGCAGAUACUCGUCGAACACAUGCAGGGCGAUAAAAUGUUGGAGUGUGGCACUCAGCUAUGA